AUGGAGGCGGCGGCCGCGGCAGCGGCGGAGGAAGAAGUGCAGGAGGAGUUGGAGGCGGUGGUGGCCGUGUACGGCGAGGAUUGCCGGGUACUGCAGACCUUCCCACCCCACAUUAACGUCUCCAUCAGGCCCAGAACAGCAGACGACCCAGCGCAGCAGUUCGUGGAGGCUGUCCUCGGUGUAAGGGCGGGAGCUCGGGUACUGCAGUUUCAGCCUAUGAUCAUGUUAUGUGGACUCCGUCGAAGAAUUUUGUCGUCUGUCGUUUAUUUGUCACUUUUUGUAAGCCGCAUAACUCCAUUUGAGCAGUAAUGGUAGGGAGGUAUUAUGGCACAUAAAAGUAUUCUGGUGAAUGAUGUUGGAUAGCCGUAUUGGGGAUUUAUAGCUUAUCCUUGGGGAUGCGCAUGAUUGUGUCUUUAAUAUUAUUCAAUUACUUGGUUGAUCACCGUGGAAAUUCUAAUCGUAAUGGAAAUAACAUCCUACGGAUGUAUACUUCGUUUCCAUUAAGGUUUUUUGAAGACAUCAUUAUUUGGCGACAUUGCUCGCAUAAGACAUUUAAAAUUUCUAAUCAGCGUUAGAUGUUUGGAGGUCGUUAUUCAGAAGAGUCUCGUCUGUGUGAUCUGAUGAUUGUAUCCCAAUUUGCAUGCUAUUUUCAUUCACACUAGAUACUUGAUGUGCUCCUGUAUCUUAGGUCCAUAGAACAAGCCAACAACUCUGUCUCGGCUGACUUUUUAUAGGCGCAUACUCUGUCCUGUUGGAGAACUUAUCAGCUAUGACUACAUCAAAAAAAUUCAAACAUAUGAAUCAUGGUCCUGGGUCAUAAAUGGUUAAUCAUAAUGGCUAAUCCCAUGUAUGAUAUGUUUAUGUUCAUCCAAAAAAAUUGUGCCAUCAUUUUAUAUGUUCUAACCGUUCAUUUUGUAUCAGUAUCCAGCCGAACCUCCCCAUGUAAUUCUGGUGGAAUCUAAGGGCCUUGAUGAGGAGCGGCAUGAAAAGUUGACUACCAUCGUACGGAAUAAAGCCCAGGAACUUUCUUCACGUCCGAUGCUGAUAGCACUCUGUGAGGUAAAUUCCUUUGAACUAGAACGAUGCUGCUGGUGAAUGGCUGAUGGUUGCUGGCCAAAGAAAUUCGCAUGGAGAAUUAUUGAAAAAUGGCAAAAAUAAGAUAUGCUGAAGGAAAAAAAAUCGACAACACUGCAGAAAUCCUGCAGUUAAAAAUCGUGGGAACAUUUUCUUAAUCAGAUUUUUUUUUUCAUUUCCUUUUUCUGGAUAUUUCAUAUGAGUUGGUGUUUAAUGCUUCCUCUGGGUGUUGUCAGUUAAUGAUAUUGUGGCUCUCAAGAAUUCGUAAUCAUCAGGAAACAAUGUUGAAGGGAGUGAUUUCUGACAUUCUAUCAAGGGAACCAUCUUUAUCAUACAAGUAAUCAUCAGGGCAUGGAUUUCCUUUUUAAUCUUACUUUUCUAAUAAUUGCCUCACUAAUCCAAGGAAAAAAUGCAUUUAAUGAUAGAGUAUCAUGUGUUUCAUUUAACAAUCGCCACAAAACUUCACUAUACGAGCUAAUAGUGACUAAUUAAUUUGUCACUAUCUUAGUCGAUUUCUUACACUGUCUUAUUAGUCUUCUUCAUCUUUUGCGAAUCCCAACUUUAUUUUUCGUAUUUAUCCAUUUAAUUUGAACAUAAAACCGCUCAAUGUUCAUGAAAAUGAAAUUGUACGCAUGAUGAUGAUGUUUUGAAAUAAGUUUUGCAUUCAAAGGCCUAAGUGUCUGUCUAAGUUUAAGACAGCCUGAGAGCUGGAUACUGGUGGAUCCUAGAUUCUUCUUUCAUGUGGUUGAGAGCUUUUCUUGCUUUUUCUUGUCUUGUAUGACGUGAUAAUUUUUUCCAACUGCAGAAAUUUACUAAUUUAAAUACUUCACUAGGAAGCAGUUGACGUGCUGUCUGAUAUGAAUUAUCCCGAGGGAAAUUGUCCAUUGUGUCUGGAUCCAUUGUUUCAGCAAGAUUCUGACGAUCAGUCAUUUCCAUUCAUGAAGCUGAUGUCUUGUUUUCACUGUUUUCACAGGUGAGGGUAUAAUAUCCUUUCAAGUUUUGAUUUUCUUGUCUUUGUCACUCAUUAGGGACUCAUUUGGUUUGCCCUUCUAGUGAUUGCAUUCUCAGAUGGUGGCACUGGCUUCAACAAGAAGUUGAGAGAAACGCCGAUAAUCAGUUUCAGGGAACUAGACCUACUUUUUCGGAAAAUCGAAUUGGUGAAUAUUCUAAUGUGAUUUAAAUCGUUGUUUUUUUAUUCAUGAAAUAGCAUGAAGACAAAUUUACCUUCCAUUUUUUUCUAUUUGCCUUUUUUUGGGUGAAAAAUUGUAUCCUUUUGUCAAACUAUUAUGCCUGAAAGCCUCAGUAUUUGGGAGGCUGGUCGUAACCUUUCUUUCUGGCACAAAAAAAUGAACGGCUUCACGAAUGAGACUUAAGAAAAAAGAAAAAAAGUCAAAGGUUUGAUGAAGAAAAUACGAGUGAUUUUGCAAUUUAAUAGGCUAUCUUGAUUGGCUUGAGCCAUACUUUUAGUGAACAGUUGGGUUUGAUGGAUAGUUUAAAAGUGAAGAUGAAGGCUAAGGAACCUUGGGCGACCUUGUCAACUUGCACGUGGACCUUUCUUCAUCCAGUUUGUAAGCGAUGCCCACUAUAAUUGAUUCACAUGAGGAACCUGUGUGGAACAUGAACAAAAACAUUUUGAAUUGGAAAAUCUCAGCUCUACGUGGAGAUGCUUAUGUAGUGUAUCUGAUUGAGGGGUUUCAUAUUGGUCUAGACAAACUUUCACUCAUUCAGAUUGAUGAAAAAGUGCAGCCUAAGGAGAAACAUAAUUCAUUGUCUUAAUUUCAGUGAUAUAUCAUAGCUACAUGAGAAUUCCAUUUCAAAUUUGAAUUGGAACAUGAAUAUUUAUCCACAUAUUGACGUUUUUUGGUUUGUUGGAUACGGGUAUAUGAGUAGGCUGUAGGUAUGAGUGCAACUGUAUUGGAUUUGUGAAUCACUGUAAUAAUUUUAUUCGACGUCUUCUCUGCAGCCAACUUGUCAUAUACUGAUAGCUAUGAUGGGAAAAAAUCAAAUCAGAAAAUAAACCUGAAUAUUUCUUUCAAUUUCUCUCCUAAUUUCAGUAUGGGCUGAUCUUUGAUCCUGAUGCAGUUAAUUGAGAUGUUGAGCUUCAUAUUCCAUGGCACUGCAUUCCCCAGCGUCCUGAACUUAUUGCAUAUGGUCCCUAGAUUGUCCCAUUAUCUCUGGACCCAUUGCUGUCAGAUAUUGCAUACUAUUUUUUCGGUUCCUUACUGAUGUCUAGUUUUUGGUUUGGAUAAUUUGUUGUUGUCUUCAAAAACAGUCUUUUGCAUUUGUGGUCUUUAACUUGAGCUGAGUUGAGCCAUAUGAAUGUCCUCUGUAAUACACAAAUGAAGACAUUGAUUCUUGGAAUGUGGUAUAUUGGGCAGGUAUUUUGUCCAAACUCUAGUUGGAAAUUGUUUGUAUUCCUAUCACUAUUUGUAAUCAUCAUUCAGCAGAUAAGAAAUAAUGUCUGAGGAGAAAUCUGAGGUCUAAGUUGAUAGCACCUUAAAUGUAAAUCUAAGGAAAUUUGGAAUGAAUUUUCGUGACAUUUUAUCGUAGCAAAGAUCUUCCACUAAAUGUUAGGGCCCUAUGCAAAUGGAUUUUGAAGAUAUUGUUGACAAAAUUCCCAUGUAGAAGAUAAUGGGCCUCCUGCUGCAGCUAGUUGUUAAGCCUGAGAACAAUAUGUUUUAGCCUCCUUUGAUGUGGUCUGCCUAGGGGUUCUGGCGCUACUUUCAGCUUGUUCCUUAUUCACUGAAGGUUCACAUCUUUCUACUACAUGUGCUCUAUGACCUGGAAAUCAUAAUAGAUGAUUUUGGAUUGAAUUAUGUUUUAUUAGUUGAGGCUACUUUUUCUCUCUCCAUGAUGUGAAAGAUGUUCCUAUCAGUCUCGAGGCCUGCUGCUGUGAAUUUAAUAACUUGCCAUUUUAAGAAAACUUGUUCUGUAAAAAUGCUCAGCUGGAAAUUUUUAUUUUCUUUUAAUUUCGAAGUAUAAUUUGACUUCAAACCUUCAUUGGGAAGCUGCUGUUCCAGCUCAGGUAUGCAUCUCAGCUCAAGAUCCACACCAAGCGAAUUGCCCUGUCUGCCGAACGGUGUUUCAAUCGAAUGAUCUCGAGCAUAUUCUCAAUUUGGUGGAAACCAGUGCGUCGAAAGCAGUAUGUACUCAUCUACUUGGUGGAAGAUACUCGUUAUCUAGUUGUGUUUUAUUACGUUUCUGCUUUCAUAUUCCGGCGAUAUUAACAUUACUCUUGGAGCAGUACUUAAUGCUGGUUUACUUGAGGUACCUUAAUAGAAGAAAAAAAUUAUUUUUCGAUAUGUAAGAAUUUAAUUUAUUCACCUUCCCUGAUGGCGGAGGGAGGCAUUUCAUUUUGGUGAGGUCAUUACUUAGUGACACAAUUCAUCAAUAAAUAAGGGCAUUCUUAACAUCCCGAAAAAAGAGUCUGCAUAAAUUGGGUCUGCAAGAGAGUUGGGCACCAUGGCUUGCGGCCUUCCCCUAAUUCCUCAACUCAAGAAUGUAAAAUAGAAAGGGAUUGGCAGAGAAGAUUACAGACGUCCUGUCUCUCUUGUCUGACCUUUAACAUUAUUAGUAAUGUAUCAAAGAAGUCCUUUUGGUGAGGGAUGCCAUCACGAAAGUGGGUCUGAUAUGGGCUUUCUGAUAAUCCUGUCUUCACUGUCUUCCACUUUUUCUUGAUAGGCAUUCACUCUUUUCUACUGUGUUAUACUGCUAAUGGAUCGCAUUCUCCAAUUUAACAUCAAUCUGCCUAUUUUUUUCCGCCCAAUAAUUGAAGUUCCUUAUAAUGCGUUUCCAUGGAACUGGUGACAAAUAAUCAUAAGCUAUGGAAAGCCCCCUGUCGUUGGUAGAGGGUAGAAAAUUUUAGUCACAUUCAUAAAAGCAUUCUCAUCAAUAUAAAAAGGAAAUCAGAAAGGGAUAUCGUCCGUAUAUCUCACUUGUUUAUGACAGAAAUUGACUAAAAGAGUGAAUAACUACACCCGUUCUCACAUAGUGAGGGUACAUUCGUUAUCAUUUUUCAUAGAAGGUCAAAACGAGAGAAUUUCAGUUCAGUGGAAUCUUUUCAUUGCUAAAGUCCAAUUGAUGUCAUGAUCCCAACUGUUAUCUCUAAAAUUCAGCAAGUGCGAUGAUUAAUUUUCAAAAUUAACAUUAUACAAAAAAGCUCUGAGAUCUGUGCUCUUUUCCUCUUUAAAAUGUGAUGCAGUUAUUUCACUGUUGUUAAUUGAUUCCUAAGUGUUUUUUUUUUAACUUUUCGUGCAGGAUUAGAGUUUAAAAAUAAGAUUAAAUAUAGAAAAUGGCCUUCCAUAACGUUAUUUAUGACAUAUGACAGAUAAGUUAGCGGCCUGUUGAAGCUGUGAUGCAAAAACUGGGUUUUAAUUUUAGUACCAACAUUCAUUCUAUAUCUAGUGUCAGGGAUAAUGUCCCAUCUAGCAAAUGUAUGAAUUUAGAACUACCAGAGAUUUUAUUUUUUUGCCGAUCUGGGCAUGAAUUAAAAUUCAUCAACUUUCUAUGCUAUUAUCAAGUCCCAUGCUGAAACUUUGUACUUUUCAUAAUUCCUGUACGGAGAUUGCCUUUUAAUCCAUAUAAGUGAAGUCAAGAGAAUAAAUUAUGCCAUAAUCUUGAUGGCUAGGCUCGGUGCUCGUGUUCAACAUUCUUGUAAUACAUUCAUUUUUCUAUUUUUAGUAACUCAUGGUAGUAUUAUUUAUUCUAGCUUCGUCCCUUUCAAUUGGCUUUCACAUAUAUAUAUGUAUAUACAUAUAUAAGCCAAUGAUGUUUGCCUUUAUCCUGUAGUUUCCUUCUUGGAAACUAUCUAAUCAUAGCAAAGACCUUUGCUGCUCUGAACGAGAUUCUUUACUGCAGCUUCCUAUGAAUGGGAGAUUGGAAGUAAAGUGAAAAGAAAAGCAUUCCUCUUUUUCAGAGCCUGCUUACUCAUUUCAUGCCAUAAUCUUCAGGCUUGUGCCUUCUUCGUCACUUGCGUUCAAGAUUCUCCUCUUUUAUUUAUUUAUUUAUUCGUUCAUUCAUUCAUGCUAAUUCAUGCUUCCAUCUGCUCUUGCUCGCUUCAUUUACAUACAGAAAUAUAUAUAUAUAUAUAUGUAUAUAUACAUAUCAGUGAUGUCUGGAUUAACUAGAUAUUAUUUCUGGUGAAGACAUCCGAGCGGCCAUUCUUUCAGCACGGUUCUUCCCUCUUCUUUAAACUAUGAAAAAUAUGAGAUUAAAAGGAAAAAGAGGAGACCAAAAUUUCCUCAGUCCCUCAGCUUUGAUUGCCCUCUUUUUGCCCGUUCUUACAGAAUCUUUUCUAUUUUUCGCCGAUUCAUAUGCUACGAACAAAAAAACUAAGAAAUAUUCUUUCUCAAUGGAGAAUAAAUUUUCAUCACAUUUAGUCCACUGGGGAACCGAAGACUGCCAAAAAUCCCAUGAUUUCGAUUUAAAAUUCUUCUUCUUCUUCUUCUUCAAUAAAAAAGAAUAAGUGGUCGGCCUCUGACUGAUGCUUCAGACCUCUCCAUUACUCAAAAUUGUUCUUUCAGCUUUGACUGAUAUUUCUUGGAAGUCCUCUCAUUAUUCGUUCCAUAAAUAGCAAAAUUGUAUUAUUUUAUCAACCCAUCAUGUUUUUUUUUGCGUUGACUUUCUUCGUCAGGGCUGCGAGGGGGCGGAUGAGGAAGAGGUCGCCGGGUGGGACCUCCUCUGCUCCGACGAGGAGAACCGCCGGCGGGAGAAAUUCGAGGCCCUGCUGAGGCUCCAGCGAGAGCACAGCGGCCUGAUCGAACCCAAGAAGGACCUCAUCGUCGCCCCAGGGAUGUUCCUCCCCGAAUGGGCCUCCCCAGCGAGCGGUGGCGGCGACGCCGCCGGUGAGCUGCCGGCGAUGGCGUCGGGAAGCCCGCCGAGGGCGGCGCGGCGGCGAGGCCGGGAAGGGGCCGGACUCACCGGAGGCAACAUCCCAGCGGGCAGUCGAGUAGAAGGCAGUGGACAAAGGGAGAGACGGGCUCCGAUCAUCAUGACGAGGGGUCGAUUGAUGGGAGAAGGAGAUUGA
Molecule: messenger RNA, 7099 nt
Organism: Spirodela intermedia
Lineage: Eukaryota; Viridiplantae; Streptophyta; Magnoliopsida; Alismatales; Araceae
Source: the annotation of a GenBank genome assembly